ACAAUAUGUAGAGGAAAAAAUCGACCAUGCGUAUACAUUUAAAGGACUCGGGUUUUCCUUGUAUCCCCAAUUGCUUCUUCCCAGCCGUACGACAGGUGUGUAAGGAUGGCUAGUGCUCUCCAACUGUACAACACCGAACCGUGUUACCUGGUGUACCAACGGCGUGGACGAACCUACUACCUGUCACCGGGCAAAAGGGGGAACCGAAUCACAACCAAACAGCGGAAGGAGAGCGCUGCUGUCCUUAUGCACACCUAUCAGUCGACAGGAAGCGAGUCUAAAGUGAUGCUUGAGUUUGGAAACGGUGCAACUGUCGCGACACAUUUCUAUCACCCUCAACUGCCCCUGACAUUGACUAGAGACGUGGAUGAAGUAGACGGCGCGGCCCCACCGCCAGCCUGCCUCUUCUGCUUGGAACCUGCCUACGGUAACAUGUAUCGUCUGCGGUCCUGUCAGGACAAGCGCUAUUACGUCACCAUCCAGCGGAACGUUGCUGUCCUGAGAACACUGGAUGACAGGGAUGUGAAGGAGAGAGACCAGAUGUUCAGAAUCUGGAAAUGAUUGCAACAAUAUUGAAUCGAUCAGUGUUAUGGUAGUUACGUCGAUAAGAAACUGUCUGCAAAUGACUCUACCUGGUUCCGUCCGCCAUUUUUCUUUCGAUCUUGUGAUUUUGUGUCUUUGAUUUUCUGAGAGUUGUUCGAUUGGUGGGUGAGCCUACGGAUUUGGUCUAACGUAAUCUAACAAAUGCCUUACGUUUACUUGUACAACCAACUUACUGAUAACUAACAUUUGACAACUAACAUUUGAUGCAGUCCUGUGCUUUCGUUUUGUUUUUGUUUUUAAGAAAAUGCAAUAGAUUGAAAGAAAAAAAAACAUUUUUAACAGUAAGCAUAGUUUACUUUGCUGUACAACUUGUCAUAAGCGAA
Branchiostoma floridae (Florida lancelet) is the source of this 926-nucleotide messenger RNA. RefSeq lists its product as uncharacterized. The record is from RefSeq and is a predicted model, not a curated record. The coding region runs from base 106 to 561 and encodes 151 amino acids. NCBI's taxonomy places the organism in Eukaryota, Metazoa, Chordata, Leptocardii, Amphioxiformes, Branchiostomatidae. The transcript is spliced from 3 exons.